CCCCUUCUGGCUGCUGCACGGGCCAGCUUAGGACCCAUGGAGUUUUAUUUGACUGGAGUGUGGUACCUUCUUACAGCCAUCCAGAUGGACUCUCAAGCUGUGUGUCUUUGUGACUAUACCAUCAAAUGCCCCUUUUGACAUCUCUGAAAGCUUGCAGUUAAAUGACCCAUUCCUAGAUUAAACCAACCUUGAGACAGACUUGCUUUUCAUUCUCCUGCUCGAGAUUGAAUAACAUCCUGGCUAGGGAGUUCCACCAGUUUUCCCCUCCCCACUUCUUUCCUUUUUGCAACUAACUUCGCCUUCCUUCACAGAUUGGUGCCAGUGCCCUUUGGAGACCCUUUGUGUAAUGUGAGCCUCAGUCCGAGAGUGGAGGAGGGGUAGGGGAAGAGGUGGUGAAAAGGGUAGGUUACUAGUUAAAACCCCUGUUCAGUUUGCUGCAAGCAGAGCCAGGGCUCUGAAGGCUGGAAUGUGAAGCAUGUGCCUUUUCUUGAGUUCCCUAUUCCAUCCCUAGCUCUUCCAGAUUGGAGGACAGAAGUCUACAAGCCCGCCUCUUUUUGGUUUGUUGAGGGUUGUACUUGACACAAAUGGUUUGAAGAGCUUGGUUUAUUCCACGAAGGAAUGUGAAGGUAUUGUCCAAUGCAGCAGCCAGCAAGAGAAUAGCAUCGAGCAGAUGGAGUUCUGUCUGGUAUACCUCUAGAGUUUCUUUUUGGGUUAGGGCUAAUUCAUCCUAAUUCAUUUUGUGUUUCUGAUGCUCUGGACUAGUUUCACUUCAAGACUUACUGGAUUGAAUUACCACUCAAUGCUAAAAGGCUCAGAAUGAAAUUCACCUAAUUGAAGAUGGACCUUUUUCAGAUUGAUUCUUGAAAUGUAUUGACCCAGACAGAGUGACUCUUUGGAUGGAUGCUCAUGGAAAUUGUUUUGGAGGUCAGUAGGAGAGGCUGACCUUUAUUCCAGAGGAAGUUCCCUGCUUUUAGAAGAGUAGGACAGGACUGUACAGCUUUGGGGGCAGCCUUCUGUCUUUUCUGUCAGAACAUUGCCAAAAAAAAAGUCCAUCGAACCUCCUAACCGGAAAAGUGAGUCACUUGGUCUUUGGCCCUCUCAGAGCCCAUUUCCAAUUGGCCUUCCCUAUUCAAGUUGCACAGUGGUGUGGGGUCACCAUGGCUGGUAUGAGACUCCAAGAUCUGGCAUCCUCUGAGCUAUACCGACGCCGGCAGGAUCGGCAGAGCAGCAUUGGCUUGUCCCUGAAUGGUGGGGCAGAAACAGCCGGGAUACUUGGUAACAUGUCUGAUGCCCUGGCAAAUGCCACAUGCCAGCGCUGUCAGGCCCGUUUUGAUCCAUCUGAAAGGAUUGUGAAUAGCAACGGGGAGCUGUAUCAUGAAAAUUGUUUUGUCUGCGCCCAGUGCUUCCGGCAGUUCCCAGAUGGACUCUUCUAUGAGUACGAAGGUCGAAAAUAUUGUGAACAUGACUUCCAAAUGCUGUUUGCACCUUGCUGUGGGACUUGUGGAGAAUUCAUUAUUGGCCGUGUCAUCAAAGCAAUGAACAACAAUUGGCAUCCAGAAUGCUUUCGUUGUGAAUUGUGUGAUGUGGUUCUUGCCGACCUGGGCUUUGUGAAGAAUGCUGGGAGGCACCUCUGCCGACCCUGUCACAAUAGGGAGAAAGCCAAGGGCCUAGGCAAAUACAUCUGCCAGAAGUGUCACCUGAUUAUUGAUGAGCAGCCCUUGAUGUUCAAGAAUGACUCUUACCAUCCAGAUCACUUCAACUGUACCCAUUGUGGGAAGGAACUGACUGCAGAGGCCAGAGAGCUGAAAGGGGAACUUUACUGCCUGCCCUGCCAUGACAAGAUGGGGAUUCCCAUUUGUGGAGCUUGCCGGAGGCCCAUUGAAGGCCGUGUGGUCAAUGCCCUUGGAAAGCAAUGGCACGUGGAGCAUUUUGUCUGUGCCAAAUGUGAGAAACCAUUCCUGGGUCAUCGUCACUAUGAGAAGAAGGGCCUGGCAUACUGUGAGACACACUACAACCAGCUCUUCGGGGACGUCUGCUACAACUGCAGCCACGUGAUCGAGGGAGAUGUGGUGUCGGCUCUCAAUAAGGCUUGGUGUGUCAACUGCUUCUCCUGCUCCACCUGCAACAUUAAACUCACCCUGAAGAACAAAUUUGUGGAGUUUGACAUGAAGCCUGUCUGCAAGAAAUGUUAUGAAAAAUUUCCUCUCGAGCUGAAGAAGAGGCUGAAAAAGCUGUCUGAAUUGGCCUCCCGGAAAGCUCACCCCAAGUCUGUGGACUCAAAUUCUUUCUGAAAAGCCCCUGCUGGGACUGUGUGCUCACCAUUGCCAUGCUGACCUUUCUUCCCUGGGUGAUCUUCAUCUCUGCUCCUCCUUUCAUCUUCCUUUUCUUCUUCUUUUUCUCCUUCUCUUGCUCUCCCUCCCUUCUCCCUUUUCCUUCUCCUUUGUUGUCCUCUUCCUGACAUCUUUUACACACACUGAUUGGGACCCUGAAGUCCUAAGAGCACUCAUAGUGUCAUGAACCUACUGAAGGUUGAGGAAAUCGAGGAAGUGAGGAUCUAGGAGGUGAGGAGACCCAUACACCCCGUUCCUAUGGCCCACUACAAGUCUGACAUUUCCCAGCUCUAGCUUCUGAACCCUCUGAGAGUUCUCUAGCAAUAUCCAGUUUGAGGUUAAGUCAUCCAGCAAGUGGGAAUACAACAAAUUCCUCCCUGCAGUUUGGAAGUGAGUGCACCAGACAUAACUGAAGCCCUCAUUUAGGGACCCAAACAAGAAUCCUUUGGAAGUCAUGGCUCAUUUUUCCUUUAUUCUUGGGAGAUCUUGCAGCUCAGUGGGCAAUGGCCUUUCCUUUUCCUUUCUAUAAGUUCUUUCUCAUUGAUUCAUAUUUUGUUACCAUCUGCCUGAGAAAUUCUCUUCUUUUCUUACUGUAGAGAUUCUUGACCUGGAAUCUACAGACCUCCAGUGAGUCCAUGGAUAGAUUUGAGGUCAGUGGACUUGAAUGGGAAAUAUAUAUAUCCUCUCUCCCCAGAUAAAUGAUUUCCUUUAUAAUUAUAUACGUUUUAUGCAUUUGAAAGCAUAAUUCUGCAAAGGGAUCCCUAAAACCCCAGGCACUAAACUCCCAAAAGGGUCCAUGACAUCAAAAAUAUUAAGAUUCACUGCUUUAGGUCCACAUCAGAUUUGUUCAGAUGCUUUAAAGCGAUGAUGAGGUGGCGCUCUCACUCCCAGAUUCUUGGCCACCUUAUAGCUGGUGUGGCUCAGUCCCAUUCAGUUUAAUUAAACAAGUAUUCAUAGAGCACUCCCAGUCCUAUGCUGGAAGCCAUGGAGGGACCAAGAGAAACCUCUGCCUCCCAUUUAUAGAGUGCUCUCUUACACAGUGCUUUUCUUGCAACAAUCCUGUGCUCUGGGAAGACAGCAGAGACAGACAAAUAGACAGACAAACGGAUUAGCAUGGAUGGGGGUACUGAGAAAGGAGGAAGCAGGAACUCCCCGGCCUGGAAAGAUGGACAAGCCUUGGAUAGAUGAAGAAGCAUGGAGUGGAUGUGGAAAAUGAAAGUACAGAAGUAACCACAGCCUUCAAGUACUCUUUGUUGAAAAGCAAUAUCAUGCAAAGUCUGUGUGCUUACUUUCACAGGCUGGAAAAGUCAGUCUAGGCCCAAAGGAUGAUGUCCUUCUAUAAGAUCUUGCUUAAGAGGGGAAGUUAUCCUCAAGUUAUUGCUAACAGGCCAUCCUGCCUAUUGCCUUUCUUCAGGGACCGAGGAGCAGGCUAGAUAUUUUAUCUUCCCCUGGAAUUUCAGUGGCUUUAGCCAAGCCCUGCAGUGUGGUGUGGAGCUGGUGAGUUUGGCAGAAGCAGGGUAAAGAUGGAGGAAGAGCAAGAGAAAAGAAGGAAACUUUUGAAGGAUUGACAGAAACCUGUAGUCUGUCUUUUUCCAAGUACUUAUUGAGCACCUUUUUGUCUCUGUCCCCAAAGUCUACUUUCCUGAAGAGGGUGGGUGAAAUAAAUGAACCAUGGGUAGAUUCAUCUGAUCCCAAAUAAGAAUCUCUUGUAGUUGGGAGAGAGGCCCAUCCCUUUCCUAUCAUUCAACACCAGAACAUCAAGGAAUCUCAUUACAGAAAGAUAGACCUAAGAGGGAUCUUAGAUCAAUCAAAUCCCUUUAUUUUGACAGAUGAGAUAAAUGAGACAGAAAGAGAGAUAAGCACUUGUCUAAAGUUACCAAGCUAGGACGAGACAAAUUUAGGCUUCUUCCUCCCAGUCCUGCACUCUGCUGCCUCACUAUAAUGAAAUCUGCUCUCUAGCCCCUCUACUUUUCAUAUUUUGGAAUUCCUAUUAAUUAUUAUUUGCAUUUGGAUAUCACGUAAAAUAUAAAGCAUUCAUAUGCACUGACUUGCAAAGCCUGGACUAGCAAUUCCUACACAUCUCAAUAGUGAUGGACAGAAAACAUGAAAUGAUCGCUUUUCUUUUGUCCUUUCCUUCAGCCAAUUAUGUCGGGGCAGCUUUCAGUUGGAUUAGAUUCAGGAUAACUUCCUUAUAAUAGCCAGAGAGGAUUCAGACUCUUAGAUUAUUAAAUUUAAAGAAGCCUUAUACAUCAUGUUACCCAUCUUCAUUCAGCAACUGAGGAAGCUGAGGUCUGGAGAGUGUUGUCAUUCCUCCAAGAUCACAUGUCUAGUUAGUACUGGAAGCGGGUCUAGACCUCCCAACUGCUGAUUCCCUGUCCAGGGUUCUUUUCAGUAUACCACACUGAUGCAUGCCUGACCUGGAUUAAGAGGUGUUGUUUAAUACUGUGAAAGGCGAGGGCUCAGCCUCGUAGAUGUUCUUGUGUUGAGACUGACCUUGUGGGAAUGCAUGGUCACAAAGAAAGAGGAAAGAACAUUUUCAGUGAAUCCUGGUAGGGGACCUGUUUGUAAAUGUCUGAGGCUACUGGCUCCAUGACGUGUAAUCCUGUAUUUAUCAACUACAGCACAUGAGAUAUAUUGUAAUUCAUUUUCAUUGCUUUGCACAAUAAAGAUUUAUAAGAAUAAA
This is a messenger RNA of Sarcophilus harrisii (Tasmanian devil), 5013 nucleotides long. RefSeq names its product LIM zinc finger domain containing 2 (gene LIMS2). NCBI's taxonomy places the organism in Eukaryota, Metazoa, Chordata, Mammalia, Dasyuromorphia, Dasyuridae. The transcript has 10 exons. The record is from RefSeq and is a predicted model, not a curated record. Bases 1158 to 2291 code for a protein of 377 amino acids. Gene Ontology annotation, biological process: cell-cell junction organization; cell-cell adhesion; positive regulation of substrate adhesion-dependent cell spreading. Gene Ontology annotation, cellular component: focal adhesion; cytoplasm; cell-cell junction.